Molecule: messenger RNA, 582 nt
Organism: Parastagonospora nodorum SN15
Lineage: Eukaryota; Fungi; Ascomycota; Dothideomycetes; Pleosporales; Phaeosphaeriaceae
Exons: 2
Coding region: 1-582 (193 amino acids)
Source: RefSeq, a predicted model, not a curated record
AUGUCUUCCAAGCUCGACACCAGCCUCGAUGACAUCCUCAAGACCAGGCGCCAAACCAAGGGUCCGGGUCGCGGUCGCGGCGGUCGUCGCUCAGAUGCGGCUCGCCCAGCUCCCUCCGGUCCCGUAGGUGGCGUUGGCAAGUCGACCAGGCCUGCCAAACAGCCGAAAGCCGCGCCUGCCGCCGCUGUCAUUCCAGAGACAAACGGCAAGAUACUCGUGAGCGGUCUCGUAAGCACUCCCACCAACACGCACGACCUGCAACUUGCUAACUCUCUUCAGCCUCACGAUGUCGACCAGAACCAGCUCCAGUGUUGGGCAAGCACGACUGGCAUAAGACUAGCAAUACGCAAACAUUCCGGAGUGUCGCAACGACGAAAGUACCAGAAUGAUGUUUCAGCAUUGCGCUCGUUCCCGACCGCGUACAUGGCACCGCCCAAGUGGCACAAGAAAGGCAUAGCACAAGCGAGCCAACAGGACAUCUCGAGAGCUGCACAAACAAGAUCAAGUGGGCGUGGGCAAAGCACUCUCAGAUUCUUGAUUCGGCUCGCAGCACACGAGCUCAACAGACACCUGUUGCGUUGA